CGAGAUUCCAUGAAAGAGGCCGACGAACGGUUCACCACGCUGCAAGCUACUCUUGAGGUCGUCGACGAGCACGGCAUCCUCAUGCGUGCACGGGGAUAGCGAGAUUGGUAUUUUGGAGCCUACUGCGCCGUCCGCCAAGUCCGAGCCAGGUGCCAUUCCAGACUCCGGAGGGACGCUGCCACUAUGAAGACUGCAAGAUUGGGAAGGGCGCCUGGGAUGGGAGGCAUAGGAAUAACUCUUGCGGUGGCGGUGGUCGGAUUUGCAGCAGCAGCGAGGGCACAUGAGCAUCAUGGGGAAGGCAUACCAGAGGGGAAGUUCAUCUCUGACGACCCGAUCGACUCAAUACUAUGGACGCAUAUCCUGAUCCAAAUCGUAGCCUGGGGUAUUCUCUUCCCCACCGGUAUGGUCCUCGGCAUAAUCCGCUCAAGAUGGCACGUCCCCGUCCAAACCACCGGCGCCGUCCUCGCCAUCCUCGCCUACUUCCUCGGCCACGCCCAUAAAGGCCGCCAAUUCGCGCCCAACAUGCACGCCAAAUUCGCCUCGGCAAUGAUGCUUGUCCUGCUCUCCCAAGUCGGCCUGGGCAUCUACCUGAAACUGCACCUGGAGCGCGGCUUCAACGGCCGCAUCCGUCCAUACAUCGUCAAAGCGCACGGCAUCGUAGGGAAAAUCAUGCCCGUCCUGAUCUGGACGCAAUUCGUCUUUGGGGGUUUCGCGGCCUUGGGAUUCUGCUUCGGAGACCACACGGGCCAGUGUCUGGCGCAUUUCAUCAUGGGCGGCGCCUUCAUCGCCUACGGCGUCAUUCUCACCAUCUUGCUGCUGGUGGGCCAACUGUGGCUCCGGAGAACGGGGCGGAGUCAGGAAUUCUUCGACUCCCUCGUCAUCGCCGCCUGGGGCUGCGUCAACACCUUCACCGAGCACCGCUGGGGCGGCGAGUGGGUGGGCAAUGACCUGCAGCACACGUCCAUGGGGGUGAUAUGGUGGUGCGCGGGACUGGUGGGCAUUUGGCUGAGCCGCAGGAGGGACGGAUCACCGAAGCGGAACCUGAUUCCUGCACUUGUGAUUAUCCUCACGGGAUUCGGCAUGUCGGCGCAUCCGCAGCACUUGGAGCUGUCAAAUCACGUGCAUACCAUGUUUGGGUACACGCUCAUGGCGGCGGGAUUUACGCGCAUCAUUGAGAUUUCGAUUCUGCUGAGGGAUAAGGGGGCGACGACCAGGGAUGGUUCCGACCCGAAUAGUUUCCAGUACCUGCCUCCUUUUCUCCUCUACGCCUCAGGCUUCCUCUUCAUGGGCGCCACCGAGGAGCAAAUGAAGCUCCUCUCGGACGCGCACGUCACGCACGUCUCGUACAUACUCCUCCUCUACAGCAUCGCCUUCGUCCUCUUCCUGUUCGUCAACAUGCUCGUCCACCUGUACGCCGUGCAUGCUUUCCCUCUUGGUCCUGUCCACAAGGACGCGGAUGCUGCAGGGGUGGAAGCGAAUGGGGGGUUGGCUGGGAAUGGGCAUCUGAGGGGGGAUAGGAGGGUGAGGGAUGCGGAGGAGUUUGAGCUCGAGGGUCUGAUUUCCGAGGAUGAGAGGGCGGAGGACGAGGACGAGGAUGAGGAGGGGAAGGUGAGGAGGAAUGGUGCGGCAAGGGCUUGAAGCGGUUGGAUGAUGUGAUGAUGUUUUGAUUCGGUGUUGGAAUUAGAAGGGAGGCGUUUCGUUAUGGACAGGCAUUAAGCCCAGUUGGCUUUGCCAUCUUUUAUUGUUAUUGUUUAUGCUGUUGGGUACGUAAUCAAUUCAAAUAUCAUGACUCCGA
Messenger RNA from Westerdykella ornata, 1795 nucleotides. RefSeq lists its product as uncharacterized. The record is from RefSeq and is a predicted model, not a curated record. The coding region runs from base 184 to 1638 and encodes 484 amino acids. Lineage: Eukaryota; Fungi; Ascomycota; Dothideomycetes; Pleosporales; Sporormiaceae. The transcript has 4 exons.